Messenger RNA from Macrosteles quadrilineatus (aster leafhopper), 2917 nucleotides. RefSeq names its product ribulose-phosphate 3-epimerase-like. Gene Ontology annotation, molecular function: metal ion binding; D-ribulose-phosphate 3-epimerase activity. Gene Ontology annotation, biological process: pentose-phosphate shunt; pentose-phosphate shunt, non-oxidative branch; carbohydrate metabolic process. The record is from RefSeq and is a predicted model, not a curated record. Gene Ontology annotation, cellular component: cytosol. The transcript is spliced from 4 exons. Bases 160 to 873 code for a protein of 237 amino acids. NCBI's taxonomy places the organism in Eukaryota, Metazoa, Arthropoda, Insecta, Hemiptera, Cicadellidae.
AGGCCAAAGGCGGCCGUGCCUGAGACCACGUGGUCGUGCUCGUCUCGUCGUUGUCGUUGAACUUUGACUUCAUGACUUUUUGAAAAUUGCUUGUAUGUAACAUCUCAUGACCUAGUACGUGUCUAGUUCUAGUAGGUUUUAAACUAACUAUCCGUUUUCAUGAUGGAGAAAGCGAAGAGACCUGAAAGGAUAUCUGCUAAAAUUGGACCAUCUAUCCUAAAUGCAGAUUUGUCUAAAUUGCAUGAAGAAUCGGUGAAGUUAGUUUCUUGUGGUGCAGACUAUUUACAUCUUGAUGUUAUGGAUGGCCAUUUCGUUCCUAAUAUAACUAUUGGGCAUCCAGUGGUUAAAUGCUUAGCAAGCAAGAUGAAAAAUGUAUUUUUUGAGACACACAUGAUGGUCUCUAACCCAGAUCAGUGGAUUGAGGAUAUGUCACAGUCUCAUGUAGACCAGUAUACAUUCCAUGUGGAAGCGUCCAAAGAUGUCAAGACUACUUGCAGAAAAGUUAGAGAAUCUGGAAUGAAGGUAGGAAUCGCCUUGAAACCCGGAACUCCUACAAAAUCAGUAGAAGAAUACAUCGACAUUGCAGACAUGAUUCUUAUAAUGACAGUGGAACCUGGAUUUGGUGGACAAAAGUUCAUGGAUCCUAUGAUGGCAAAAGUGAAAUGGCUCCGGGAGAACUACCCCACAUUGGACAUUGAAGUAGAUGGAGGAGUUGGUCCAAGCACCAUUAAAGCUUGUGCAGAGGCAGGAGCCAACAUGAUUGUGUCUGGGACAGCCAUUAUAAGUGCUCCAAACCAAAAGACUGUAAUGAACGAAAUGCGAGAAUGUGUGCAGUCUUACAUUGACAAGCGUCAAAGUACCCAAGGCAGCUAGUGAAAAUAAUCUAUUGUUGUUAGUGAAAAACAUCUCACUCUGGUGCAUUCUAACGGGUAUUAAUUUAAAGGGGCUCUACAUUGUUUGGAUACUUACUAUUUAGGCCACAUUUUAUAUGUUAUGUUUAACUACACCCAUCUAAAGAAAUCUGAAUGUGUGUGGAUUUUUUUAGAAAAUAUGUGUUUAUUAAUUUUUAUUGAGCAAUGCCUAGAGUUUUUUUACCUAUAUAUUUUUUUUCAUAAAUAUUCUAAGCUUUUUUGUCUUUGUUAAUAUAAAAAAAAUUCUUAAUUGGUUCAGUUUUGACUUAGUUUUCUAACUAUAUUAUUGUUAUAAGGGUUUUUUGUUAAGAUAGCAGGCUUACCUGAACUGACACUAUAUACACAAAACAUAAGAAUAUUUCACUGACACUGACAGCAUUUUCAACUAAGGAAGGGGAGUUUUCUUCAUGCCCAAUAUCGUGGCCGGAUAAACCAUGGUUGGUAGAGCACAACCAACUGCCCAUUGUUGUCUGUUUAAUCCGAUAGGUUGGGUGCCUGGAGACAUUGAGCCCAAGUUUUAUUGGAUUAACACAAACCCAAGGCUUUGACUUGGAGGCAGUAUUUGUGUGGCCUGCAACCAUGGAUUCACAUAGAACUGUUGAGUAGAAAGAUGCUCAGGUUGUAGCUGAGAAGUAGGUUGAUGUUUAGGAGGAGAUGAUUGCUUCAUACACUGAUGAGAGUGGAAUUAAGUAGAUUCUCUUCUUAAAACGAGUUGCCUGUUGUUUCCUUUGUCCUCUCUUCUCAAAGGUAGUAAUGGCCUGACAAGUCUUCUGUCUCUUUUUAGCUUCUGUCAAGAGAAGAGCUAGUUGAGGCCGAUGAAAUUAGAUUAGAUAGUAUUGGAGUGCAGAGGAACCAGAGAGGUGCUCCAUUUUACCCACUUCUCAACCAAAGAUAUUUGUUGUGUACUACCAAAUUUUAUUAUUCAAUAUAAACCCCAUGAUUAACAAAAAAAAUCUUUUGGCAUCAUUGUCUCAAAAAAAUUACUGGCCACCAUAUUGGGCCUACAGAAAACUCUGUAUUUCUUAGUUAAAAAUGCUGUUAGUGACAGUUAAAUAUUCUUAUAUUUGUGUAUAUAUACUAUAGUGUUAAGUUUGGUGAGUCUUCUGCCAGUUUGGACUCUUUCACAUUCAGAAAAGCCUGAUAUUGUCACAAAACAUCUUAAAAACCUAGGCCCUUGUGCUCUUUGUUACAUCCUUAUAUUAUGAUUGUGUUAUCCAGAAAGUAACGUAUGUUUUAAACAAAAAAUUAUUAAAAACAUAUUUUAUUGUUUACAAUUGUGGGAUAUGGCUGAAUAGUGAAUUUCUACUUAGUGUAUUAAUGUAAGGCCAAACUAGUAGUUCCGUCUCGUGGAGACUGAAGCCAAUGGAGACUGCAGACCAUCACCACCUUUGAGAAGAGAGGACGAAGAAAACAACAGGCAACUCGCUUUAAGAAGAGGUUCUCCUUAAUACAACUCUCAACAGUGUAGGCAGCAAUCAUCUACUCCUAAGCAACAACCUACUUCUCCGCUACAACCUGAGCAUCGUUCUACUCAACAGUUCUAUGUGAAUCCAUGGUUGCAGGCCACACCGAUACUGCCUCCAAGUCAAAGCCUUGGGUUUGUGUCAAUCCAAUCAAACUUGAUUAAACAGACAACAAUGGGCAGUUGGUUGUGGUCUGCCAUCCAUGAUUCAUCCAGCCCAGCUUUGUGGAUGCCCGGGGUAGAGUUUCCCUUUUCUUACCCACCAUACACAUAUAAAGGAGUACAGUUUUAGCAGCUUUAUUAACUGCCAAUAUUUGUUUAUAAAAUGGUGAUAACUAUGUGAUUUUAAACAUUCCUACCUACAGUUAUCCUAGAUUGUAAAAAACUUAGAACAACAUAACGGGUUAUUUUGAGUUUACAACUUUUUACACAGUCUAUAGGUUACGAUCUUAUUUUUAAGUAGGAAAGUUUAGUUUUUAGAGAAAAAUAUGUAACAUAUAGAAGUGUUUUGUUGGUUUUAGUAAUAAAAUAUUUGAUGGAUAAA